AUUAAAUCCGCCUAAAAAGUGAACGGUUCAUAUUUCAACAUCGUAAAAUGUCAUCCUCGCGUGCAGUUUUUGUAACACUAACUUUCUUUGUGUGCAUAACUUUCGUUCAAGCUGUCACUAAUGUAGACCCGACAUCACGCGAACUCGAUCAAUUCCGUUACUGCAUGCGCCAAUCGCAGCAUCCGAGUUUGCGUGAGUGCAUCGGUCGCACAGCCCUCAAUUUCCUGCAGCGCUUCGAUGAACAGGACAAUUACACACUAUUUAGGGAUUUAGUUUCUACGAAGGACGAUAAAAUUUCGGCGCGUUCUUUGGUAAAUUUUUUGGACACAGACCCUGUGGAUUUUAGAGGAAUAUUGGAAAAUGCCGGUGCCGUAAUGGGUCAACGUGGGCUUGAAUGGCAUAUGGAUGCAAUAUAUCCGGGAUUAAUGUUCAAGAUUGGGCCCACUGCCGAUACUAAUAGUGUUGCGCAGUUUGUGCUGGAUCCAUCUACUGCUGAGCGAAACUUUGGCUAUGAAGAGCCAUCAACGGCUCGCCUCUUAACGAAACAAUACUUGCUGCCAUUUUUGCUCGGCUUUAAAUUCAACUUGGUCGCACUGGUGCCGCUUGUGUUCGCUGGUAUCUGCUUGCUGCUGAAGAAGUCGCUUUUCUUGGCUAAGUUCGCCAUUUAUCUAAGCAGCUUUUUAGGCGUUGGUGGAGCUUUAACUGCACUCAGUGCUGGCGCUGGUGCAGGCGGAUUUGGUGGCUUUGGACUUUUCGGCGGAGGCGGUGGUGGACCUCCACUGGGACCCUCGCCCUUCAACCCUCUCGCUCAUGCAUAUGGAGGUGGCGAUGGCUACUUACCCGGCAAAGCAGGUGUUUUCAAUCAACACUAUGAAAACGAUGAACUUCAUCACCAUCCACCAUAUAAACGCAACGAUCGUAAAGUAAACUUCGAGAAGCCACGUGAAUAUGCAUCACGGGCUACCGUAACAGCAACAACGCCGGCUCCUGACCGAUUUUACGACUAUGAGAAGCAAGUAGCCAUGAUACACAAUAGAAGCGGAAAAUUGCGAUCAACGAACGGAAAACUCGGUCCCAGUGCUUAUGAUGACGACGAAGGUGAGGUAAAAAUUGCUGAUUUCAAGACAACGAAUCAAGAACAUAAUGGUUGGAAAGUCGUUGAUUUGAGGUUGCCAACCUCCGUCGGAACACUGAAAAAAAUUGGCGCUGGAAUCUCGAACGCAAUCGAUGGACUAUCGCUGCAGAAUAUUGCACCGCCUGAAACGUUGCCCGAAACGGAGGCGGCGCAAGCGGAUGAAGGUACGCAUCGACUAUUCAAUGGUCUAGUAGAUGAUAAAUUAGAAACAUUCAGUGCUAGCAGUAGUGACGACACAAUAUUCUUGCAAAAUGACAAAGACAAGAUUGAACUGGACAAGAAUAAAGACAAAGACAAUAGAGACAAAAAGAAGAAAGAAAAGGACAAGUGCAAAGGUAAGGACAAGAACAAAACAAAGAAAGACAAAUACAAAGAUAAGAAUGAACACAAAGACAAGGACAAGCAUAAGAAAAAACUAGUAAUUAAAGAAGGACUUUCAAAUAAUUACAAUUCACUUAAAGGACGCAAAAAGAAGGGCAAAGACAAAAAUAUGGCAAUGAUGGGUGGAAUGGCGAUGAUGGCUAUGGUCGCGCAAAUGUUCCUCGGCAAAGUGAUCCUGAUCGCGGGCGCCGCCUUCGUUAUGGCGAAAGUAGCACUGCUCGUUUCCGUACUCGGCAGUCUCAAAAAGGGAUCGACUGGAAGUAGCGUUAGCACGGAGCGUAUUGUUGUAACCGGCCAAGGACAUGGCAGCGGAGGUGGACACGGCAGAUAUGAGCACGAUGAAGGAUGGCAUCGUCGCCACAUGCCACAUAUUUAUCCUGCGGCAGAAAUAAUCAGCGAAGGGCUACAGCCUGUCAAAGCUUAUCAUCACUCGCCUACGCCACCUCCUCCACCAAAAGCUUCCGCUAGUCAUCAAAAUCACCGCUAUUACGUCAAUGAAAUCAACGAAGCAGCUAAUGAAGACAUAGAUGAUGGUUAUAGACGUAGACAGGCGCAAGCUGGAUUUCUUUAG
Messenger RNA from Bactrocera latifrons, 2087 nucleotides. RefSeq lists its product as uncharacterized. NCBI's taxonomy places the organism in Eukaryota, Metazoa, Arthropoda, Insecta, Diptera, Tephritidae. The transcript has 6 exons. The record is from RefSeq and is a predicted model, not a curated record. The coding region runs from base 48 to 2087 and encodes 679 amino acids.